Messenger RNA from Verruconis gallopava, 2247 nucleotides. Its product is annotated as TATA-box-binding protein. The record is from RefSeq and is a predicted model, not a curated record. NCBI's taxonomy places the organism in Eukaryota, Fungi, Ascomycota, Dothideomycetes, Venturiales, Sympoventuriaceae. The transcript has 2 exons. The coding region runs from base 715 to 1473 and encodes 252 amino acids. Gene Ontology annotation, molecular function: RNA polymerase II general transcription initiation factor activity; DNA binding. Gene Ontology annotation, biological process: DNA-templated transcription initiation.
UUUUUCCGCCCUUCUCGCUUGCGCACGGUUCCUUUCGACGCCGUCAUCACCCUCUUCCCCCCCAGUCCAACCUUUGCUUCACCGCAAGAGAGCCUGACCAGCUUCUUUGCGCAAUUCUCCUGUAAUCAGCUCUCUCGCGCGCUCUCUGUUUUCUACUUAGUAGCCUUGCGCUCACUGGAAAGUUCCCGAGACGCCGGUCUUGGCAUAACAGAGAGCAAAACCCUCCAGGCAACCGUUCUCUCUCUCAUCGUCUACUUACUGUCGACGACCUCGAUCAACCCUUCUCGCAUCGUCCUCUCAAGGCUCUCUGCGAAAGGUUUCUUUAAGGUCGCCACACCUGAUCCUUACUGUCUACGCGCUUGCCGUCGUCGCAGCGACUGAUACUUUGCUGGACACUUUGAGUAGCUGCUCUGGCAUAGUCGGUACGACACCUCACACCACUGCCUGUCACUGCUCUUCAUAAUAGGGCCGACGCGAUCUAUCGACGCCCGGAAGCCCAAGCUUUCGAUCACUUUUGCGCCGCGAUCACUUCGACCUCUUCCGUCACCUUAGAAGCUACACCUGAACGUGAGCCGCUGGUUAACACCGCGCCUGUCUAUCUAGUCACUGCCUCCAACGGCCACAUAAAUAAAAACAAACAAGAAGCUUUACUCGUGCCACAAACCCGCCGUCGUCCACUGUGCGUGACGCGUCAUCUGAGCUUUGGUCGCCAUCAUGGAUUUAACUUCGCACCCGACCACGGCUGCGGCUGCAAAGAACUUUGUGGCACCAAACUCACUCAGCUACCCCUCUGCGCACCAGGACUUGAACACCCCGUCGCAGGAGGUCCAGCCACAGGCAAAUGGAACCGUCAACGGCGCAAGCGGACAGCAGAAUGGACCAGCUCCCGCGACACCAGCCGCAACGCCGGGUCAACCGGGCAGCACUACGUCUGGAGUUGUCCCGAAGCUGCAGAAUCUUGUCGCUACUGUCAAUCUCAGCUGUCGCCUGGAUCUCAAGACGAUUGCACUGCACGCGCGUAACGCAGAGUACAACCCCAAGCGUUUCGCUGCCGUCAUCAUGCGUAUCCGCGACCCGAAGACCACUGCUCUAAUCUUCGCCUCCGGCAAGAUGGUCGUCACGGGUGCAAAGUCAGAGUCGGAUAGCAAACUUGCCUCGCGCAAGUAUGCGCGCAUCAUUCAGAAGCUUGGUUUUGACGCCAAGUUCACCGACUUCAAAAUCCAAAACAUCGUCGGCUCCUGUGAUGUGCAGUUCCCAAUACGCCUGGAGGGUCUGGCCAGCACACAUCACAACUUCUCUAGCUACGAGCCUGAGCUGUUCCCAGGUCUAAUCUACCGCAUGAUGAAACCGAAGAUUGUGCUCCUCAUCUUCGUCAGUGGCAAGAUUGUCUUGACUGGUGCGAAGGUUCGAGAAGAGAUAUACCAGGCCUUUGAGCUCAUCUAUCCGGUCUUGAGUGAUUUCCGCAAGUCAUGAGCUGUCAAUCAGCAAAAAAUAACUUCCGAGAACAGACUCACCGGUGGAUUCUCAAACCUGCGACACCGCUGUAUCACCAGUCUGUACCAACAGCACGUAUAGUUUGCAAAGACCCCCUGAAGCGUUGGGUGUCGGCUUCAUGGUCCUACUCAGCUCGUCAUCGUCGUCAUUACGACCAGGCGUGAGCAUGACUUCUUUUUUCUCUCUUCUCCACACUUUAUACGCGGCAUUGCAUGGUGUUUCCGGCGCGACAAAACAGUUUGACCUUUUUUUACAAAAGGGGAGAUUCAGGUCAUUAUUUUGAUGAUUAGACCAACUUUCACGACCGACGCUCGGUCGUUACACCUUCUGCACAUUACAAAACAUAUUUCGCACGAUGGCCAGCAUGUCCGGUGGGGGCGCCGGUCGGUCGAUCGGGUAUCACGCCAUCGUGUUUUUUUUCUCAACCCAUACUAAUCCGUACGUCCGUUUACUUUUGGGCUGAACAAAAGACUGAAACCGGUUGCUUUUAAACAAGUUGACUGCCCUAGGGAUGGGUUUUUUGUCUUCAUCAUACCCUUAGAGGCUUCCGCGCGAGAGGUGCUAGCGUUGAUUGACGUGGUGAAUGUAAGGAGGGGCGUAGUCAGGUUGCUGGUGUCUUUGAUGGUCCCGAUCGAGGUCGGUGACAGUAGCUGGAUCAUGAGAAACAGGGUCCAAGGAAGCAUGCUUUUUUAGGAGACGUAGCAUGCUAAUGAAAUGCAAUGUCAGUCGCUUAUGGACAAGAGAACUCUUGUG